Panicum hallii is the source of this 1656-nucleotide messenger RNA. Its product is annotated as protein RETICULATA-RELATED 4, chloroplastic-like. Lineage: Eukaryota; Viridiplantae; Streptophyta; Magnoliopsida; Poales; Poaceae. The transcript has 8 exons. Bases 134 to 1315 code for a protein of 393 amino acids. The record is from RefSeq and is a predicted model, not a curated record.
GCGGUCGCGGUCUCGCGCCGGCGCUCACCAGCCACCACCAGCGCCGCCUCCUAGUCCACGCCUCGCCCCCUCCCCAAACCCCACCGGCCACCGCGCACCACUCCACUCCACCCGGCGCCCGGCGCCCGGCGCCAUGGCCUUCCCUUCCCCCAUCUCCCUCUCCUCCUCCGGCUACCCCGCACCAAUCCACCUCGGCCUCCAGCCCCUCCCCAGCGUCCCGCCGCUCCACCCCACGCUCCUCCCCUUCCCGCGCUCCCUGCCGCUCCACCUCCCCUCGCUCCGCCUCACCCGGCCCCGCCUCCCUCCCAUCCCGCUCGCCUCCUCUGGCAGCGGCGGCAUCGGCGGCGAUGACGACCUAACACCCUCUGGCGGCGAUGACGACUUACCACCCUCUGGCGGCGGCGGAGGAGGAGACGAGGGCGACGACGGCAGCGCACGCGGGGACGGCGACGACGCAUCGGUCAACAGGAAUGAGGCGCUGUUCGUGCUGGCGCAGCUGGGGCGGAAGCUCGAGAGCCUACCGGCCGACCUCGCCGCCGCCGUGGAGGGCGGCCGCGUGCCCGGCGAGAUCGUGCGCCGGUUCGUGGACCUCGAGGCGUCGCCCGUGUUCAGGUGGCUGCUGCAGUUCGGCGGGUUCAAGGAGCGCCUCCUUGCCGACGACCUCUUCCUCACCAAGGUCGGCAUAGAAUGCGGCGUCGGCAUCUUCACCAAGACUGCUGCAGAGUAUGAGAAAAGGAGGGAGAACUUUGUCAAAGAGCUUGACUUUGUGGUUGCAGAUGUGAUCAUGGCAAUAGUUGCAGAUUUCAUGCUUGUAUGGCUUCCUGCUCCAACCGUAUCUUUGCGGCCACCACUAGCGGUGAAUUCUGGAGCCAUUGCUAAAUUCUUCUACAACUGCCCAGAUAAUGCCUUCCAGGUUGCUUUGGCUGGGACAUCAUACUCACUUUUGCAGAGAGUGGGAGCUAUUGUGAGGAAUGGUGCAAAGCUUUUUGCAGUUGGAACUAGUGCCUCUCUGAUCGGCACUGGUGCGACCAAUGCACUGAUAAAAGCAAGGCAGGCUGUCAGUAAAGAUUUUGCUGGUGAAGUUGAGAAUAUUCCAAUUGUGGCAACAAGCGUUGCAUAUGGCGUGUACAUGGCAGUUUCUAGUAACCUCAGGUACCAGAUUUUGGCUGGAGUGAUUGAACAGCGGAUGCUCGAGCCACUGCUGCACCGCCACAAACUAGUAUUGGGCGCAAUGUGUUUUGCAGUUAGGACAGGGAACACAUUUUUGGGUUCUCUACUGUGGGUCGACUAUGCCAGGUGGAUAGGCAUACAAUAGGGUCAAGCAUAGAGCCUUAGCAAUAUUGGUUCUUCAUGACUUGCUGUUACCAUGCUUCCUACAACUGGCACACUACUUGUCUGCCUCGCGGGAGAUGCUUAGGACAUGUUGGGGGUUUCGUUCUUUAUACAAGGCCCAGGGGAAAACGUAAUUUGUCGAAUUAUUCCUGCAAACAAGUGACUGGAAUUUGUUUUGACGGUUUAUAUGUUGUAUUGUGUUGGAUUGGAUUCACAGUUUUGAGUCGUUAUUUGUUCAGGUUCCUGUGAUUUGGAUAUUGUCUUGUUUGGUUCCAAAAUUUUGUUUAAUGUAGUGUGACUGACUGCACGACAUGAACCCUGCCA